Messenger RNA from Triticum dicoccoides, 561 nucleotides. Its product is annotated as MADS-box transcription factor 29-like. The transcript is spliced from 5 exons. Gene Ontology annotation, molecular function: DNA-binding transcription factor activity. Lineage: Eukaryota; Viridiplantae; Streptophyta; Magnoliopsida; Poales; Poaceae. Gene Ontology annotation, cellular component: nucleus. The coding region runs from base 1 to 432 and encodes 143 amino acids. The record is from RefSeq and is a predicted model, not a curated record. Gene Ontology annotation, biological process: regulation of DNA-templated transcription.
AUGACGAGGGGCCAGCGACAAGUCCGUGAAGGAGAAGCGCAAGAUCAUCAACGGAGAAGACCUGAUCUGGUCCAUGGGCGCUUCUCCCAGUGGCGGCACGAGGAGCUCAGCCGCAUCAUGGACGCCACCAUGGAGCUCAACCUUGUCUCGAGGACCAACGACGGUUGGAGUGACUUAAUCGAGCACUACGAGGGCAUAAAUCAUGGUGAAUAUCUGAAACUGUUGGCGGAUAUCGCAACAUUGAGGCAUGAGCGUGACCACCUGGAGGCCAACGUGAGGAGGCAGACAGGAGAAGACCUGCCGUCCGGCGCAACCGCGGCAGAGCUCCGCGAUCUGGAGCGCAAGCUAGAGUGCGCGCUAGGUAAAGUCCGUGAAAUGAAGGUGCACAUCCUGGAGGAGCAGAACAACUUCCUUGGCCACAUGGUAUGGUAGGAGUGAUUUGCAUCGCUGCGUCCCUGCGUGCCAUAGAGUAAUUAAUAUCUCUCUAUGUGUAUUGUGAUUCGCAUGUCCAAAUUAAUUACCAUUGUGGUCAAGACUUAAGACAGCUAGAGUACCAUAGAG